This is a messenger RNA of Cyprinus carpio (common carp), 3232 nucleotides long. RefSeq names its product ARB2 cotranscriptional regulator A (gene arb2a). Gene Ontology annotation, cellular component: nucleus. Gene Ontology annotation, biological process: regulatory ncRNA-mediated heterochromatin formation. NCBI's taxonomy places the organism in Eukaryota, Metazoa, Chordata, Actinopteri, Cypriniformes, Cyprinidae. The record is from RefSeq and is a predicted model, not a curated record. Gene Ontology annotation, molecular function: siRNA binding.
UUAAAUUCCGCCAAUCGGCUGGAACUUGUGUAACACGCUUCCGUUUCCGAGGAGACGGAAGCGUGUCUUCCUGUUUGGCAGAAGGAGGAAGCAAGACGUGUGAAAUCUCACAUGUGCUUGUUGUUAUGGGUGCCAUGCAGUGAUAUUUCUGUAGUGGUGUGUCCAUGCCUGUCAGAGCCAGCAUCUUCCUCUUCUGUUUAGUUUGGAUAACUAUGGCCCAGCUUUUGGCACAAGAAGAAAAAGAAAAAACUACUGCACUAAAAGAUUUACUGUCCAGGAUAGAUUUAGACGAGCUGAUGAAAAAAGACGAACCUCCACUGAACUUUCCUGAAACUCUGGAUGAGUUUGAGUAUGCCUUCAAUGAGCAUGGUCAGUUGAGACACAUACACACAGGGGAGCCAUUUGUCUUCAACUAUAAAGAGGACCUGCAUAGAUGGAACCAGAAAAGAUAUGAAGCGCUGGGAGAGAUCAUUACAAAGUAUGUUUAUGAACGCUUGGAGAACGAUUGCAACCUGAAGAAGGAGAUCCUCCCUGUUGAUGCAACUGAGGAUGAACCAAAAAGCUUUAUUUACAUGAGCGAGGAUGCCCUCACUAACCCAGAGAAGAUCAUGGUUCUCAUCCAGGGCAGUGGAGUGGUAAGGGCAGGCCAGUGGGCUCGGCGCCUCAUCAUUAAUGAAGACCUCAACAGUGGGACGCAGAUACCCUUCAUUAACCGUGCCAAAGAGGAGGGCUACGGGGUGAUUGUGCUGAACCCCAACGAGAACUCUCUGGAGGUGGAGAAGGUUCCAGAUCCAGCCAAGAAACCGUCCCCGGAUGCCUCUGAUGAGCCGGCUGAAAAGAGAGAGAGGAAGGAAGAGCGGGAGAACAAGAAAAAGAAGGACUUUUAUGAGAAGUAUCGCAACCCACAGAAGGAAAGAGAGAUGGAGCACAUCCCGAUACGAGAAAACAGCAGUCCUGAGGAACACACACUCUAUGUGUGGGACCACUUCAUCUCUAAAUCACUUGCGAAAAACGUCUUCAUCGUGGCACACAGCUAUGGCGGCUUGUCAUUUGUGAAUUUGAUGAUUCAGCGAGAAGCAGAAGUGAAGAAUCAUGUCCGUGCGGUGGCCAUGACUGACUCUGUCCAUAACGUCUGGCACCAGGAGGCCAACAAGUCCAUUCGGGACUGGCUCAGAGAGCACUGCUGUAACUGGGUGUCGAGUCCUGAGCCCCUGGAUACUCUGGUGGAUCCCAUGCUUAACGAUUGCCCUCGUGUUUCAGCAGGUACUGAGAAGCACGAGUUAACAUCUUGGAAGAGCUUCCACUCCAUCUUCAAGUUCUUCAGCGAUGCCCUUAAGGACCACGAGGAUGAGUCCUCCUCCAGUCCGGUCACCACACGCAGCUCCCACCGCAUAAAAAACGAAGACUUAUAGAUGGCUCACAGAUCCCAAACCAGAGCCCACCUUCGUUCCCUCUUAGUUCUUUUUCUCCUCUGUUCUUUUUAUGAAAAAUAUUCCUCCUUGAAACCCUCCUCCCAGUGAAUUGUACAACUCUGAGGAGUGCAGGGUCAGCCUGUAUACAUCAGAAUAGCGUUUUGCAUUACUUCUGGAUGAGUGCAACUGUCAAAGCAAUAUGGCUUCACUGCUUGUGCCUCCUGUGGGCCGCUGUGUGGAUUUGGUGGUGGCCCAUCGGUGGCAAGAUUAAGGCUGACAGGCGGCGCCGCACACCGCCUCUUGAUGCACCUCUAAUUAUCCUGACAUUGUCCUGAACUGAGCUAAUGCCUGGGAAGCACCUGCACACACACACACAAGUCUGGUGGGUCCUAGUGCCUGCCUGCAAAGUCUUUAUAUCGCUCUUUGGUUUCCCCCGUUGUUUCAUUGUUUCUUUCCAGGGUCUCACUUGCAUUUAAAGAACUUGUGCGCUUAGGAACUUUGUGUGUCAGAUGCUAAAUGCUUACGGGUUGUUUGAUUCAUACACAUAACACUUUAACUUGAAAAAAGCAACUUGCAGGAUCAAGCAUCCAUUCAAUGGCUAUCUCAAGACUAGAUUUGGAAUGAACACAAUGAAGUAAGCCAUUGACAGCGUGACGGAUUGAAUGAAUCCUCCCCUGUUUUUAAAUCCCUUAAAACCUUGUGCGAGCAUGAGUUUUAGGAAUAUCUCCCUUUGACAGAGCAGAUAUGUCAGUCUUGGAAUAUCUUCGUAUGUGUCAGGAUCAGGACGAUUUAAUGAUAUCCAAAGUAUAAAAGCCAUAACUUAAGAUGUUUGCAAAUGUAACCUGGCCUUUUUGCAAAGUCCAUGACUAUUUGGACUGUUUUAACACAUCAUUGUCAUCCUCUGCUAAAGCUAAAGCAUGUUAUGUUACUGUCUCAGCAAAGACAAGAGACAUUGUCUCCUGGACAAUUUGGUAUUAGUGGAGGCUUAGAGAUCUGUCAUUCAGGCAUGUCAACAGAUCACUCUGCUUUCACUUAGAAAUUAAUCUCAGAGUAAAAGGCUGUUUUGGUUUCAUCACUUUUUAGAAGUAUCAUUGCGAUUUCAUAUUGCUGAAGGUAAUCAAUGUCAGUAGUUCUAGUGCUUUAUACAUAUUCCAUGUUACUAUUUUUUUUCAUUAUUCAAAAUAGAGAUGUGACUACACCUGACAAAAUGCAAGACCCCAUGCAGAGGCUUUUGUGUUAUAACUGUUUUUACAAUGAAUUAAACUUUUAAUAUUCCUGCAAAUAUUCAUUAGUUGAUCAACUGCAAGUUGCUUAUACUGUCUAGUUAAAACUGUUCAACUCAGAUCCCAAUAUUGUUGCCAAAGGAAUAAACACAAAGUUCAUCUUUAUUUGAUUUUUCAAAAUUGACAAGCCAUAUGUGAAUAUUUCACUCGCGUUUAAUACAGCCUUAAACCAAAUCGAAAACUUAAUUGGUUUGUAAAUAAAGACUAAUUUUAACAAUUAAUAUUUUAAUCUACGAUAUUCUACGUUUUACUGAAACAUCCUAGUCUGAAAUGAUAGAAGUGUAAGAUGUUUUCUAGGUUUUCUGCCUUUUUUAUUCGCUUUCGAGGGUUCAUUAGAUGAAAACGUGAUUAGAUAUUUUAACUUUGAUUUCACUUUUCAUAAAGCGGUCAAAUAUGUUAGUCUUUCUUCUUUGAAUUAAUGGCAGUUUGUGCCCUGAUUGAUCGUCAGUUUGUUUUCAUAUCAUGUGAGUGUAAUAUCUACAUGUUGUAAUUAAAUAAAAUUCUUUAUAAUAGGAUAAUAAAAAAAAAAAACUUUGA